Molecule: messenger RNA, 1129 nt
Organism: Vespula pensylvanica (western yellowjacket)
Lineage: Eukaryota; Metazoa; Arthropoda; Insecta; Hymenoptera; Vespidae
Product: estradiol 17-beta-dehydrogenase 8-like
Exons: 4
Coding region: 228-977 (249 amino acids)
Molecular function (GO): oxidoreductase activity, acting on the CH-OH group of donors, NAD or NADP as acceptor
Source: RefSeq, a predicted model, not a curated record
GAAAAUUAUUCUCUAUUCUUCGAAUCGAAUGCUUAGAAGAUGACAAAUUAAGAUUUAUUAUAAUUUUUAUCUCGGGCGCGAAAUACGCCCAUUGCAAUGCAAUAUAAUAUACAUAUGUUUUUAUAUGACUACUCUCGUAACGCUAAAGUCCAAGGUCAUCGUCCGAUACCGUAUUUCGUAUUAAAUUUACACAUUACACUUAUCGUUGAUAACGCAGCCAAAAAGAAAUGUCGAACAUUCUUGUAGGAAAACUCGCUUUUGUUACUGGAGCUGGAAGUGGUAUAGGUAGAGAAACGUGUAGAGUAUUAGCUCGAGAAGGUGCAAAAGUUAUUGCUGCCGAUCAAAACAUUAAAACGGCUGAGGAAACAAUAAAUAUUUUAAAUGGUUCCGAUCAUAUUGCAUUAAGCGUAAAUGUUACUAAUCCAUGUAAUGUAGAACAAGUUUUUAAACAUAUCGUAAAUCAAUUCUCAACUUCACCCACGAUUAUUAUUAAUUCAGCAGGAAUUACAAGGGACAAUUUUCUGCUGAAGCUCAGUGAAAUUGAUUUCGACAAUGUCAUGAAUGUUAAUUUAAAGGGUACGUUUCUUGUUAUGCAAAGUGCAGUAAAAGCUAUGAUAGAGACUGGAACAACAGAAGGAAGUUCUAUUAUCAAUGUUAGCUCUAUUAUUGGUAAACUUGGAAACAUAGGCCAGGGUAAUUACAGUGCCUCGAAAGCUGGAGUUGAAGCGCUAACUAAAACAGCCUCUAUGGAAUUUGGAAAAUUAGGAAUACGCGUUAACGCUGUCUUGCCAGGAUUCAUAGAUACUCCAAUGACUGUUACAGUUCCUGAUAAUGUAAAAAGCAUGUUUAUUAAAAGGAUACCGUUUGAGAGAAUGGGUAAACCAAACGAAGUUGCAGAGGUUAUUGCAUUUUUAGCUUCAAGUAGAAGUUCCUAUGUUAAUGGUGCUUCUAUUGAAGUUACAGGAGGAAUGCAUUGAAUCGGAGCAUUAAGUUGUAUAUAAUUAAUUUACAUAUUUUUUAUUUCUUUUCUACAGUUUUGAUAUUAUGCAAAUGUGUAUAAAUGAAAGAUUUUUUCAAAUGAUAAUAAUUUUGUAUGGAUAGAAAAUAAUAUAUAUAAAUGUAUAUUUUA